GAACACGUUGUUGGAAACAUCUCGAAUGAAUAACAGUUGAACUGAAAGGAACACAAACAGUAUAAAAUAAUAGCAUUUCUAUUGAUAUGAUAUCCUAAAACAAUUAGAGCUCUGUGUCAGCGUAACGUGACGGGAUAAACUGUCCCAAACCUAAACGGACCAUGAACUAACGGUGUUAACGAGGAUCCUCGAAUGCAACACAGCGCUCCACAGAUGGAGGCUGGGCUAGCGGCUGCUCAGCGACCAGCUGCUUGGUGUCAGCAGAAGCAGCCUCCGAGUAGGGACCAGGGAGUGUGGAGUAUGGCGUCGCCGGUGACUGCUUGUAUGUAACCUGGGAGCCGCCUGUACUUGGGAGGUUAACAUCACAGAAUCGUCGCAUCAGCUAGCAUGCCGGCUAGCAUCAGGUUAGGCUAACAUCAGGUGGCUAGCUCAGCUGUUGACAAGUGUCACUGUUUUUUUAUGCUAGCUAGCUUUGUUAUGUAGCCUCACUUUUCCUUUCCAAUAGCACGACGUUGUUGGAAUAGUGGUAACCAGCUCGCAAGCAGUUUCCAACAGCAAUGCAGGUAGCGAGAGCGGACUGUUUGCUACAUCUCCACCCAGCCUAGCAGCGCCGGUCUGAGCACUGCGCAUAAUGACUGAUUAUUAUGGCAAGGCUCAGCCUGAUCUGCAGAUGCAAGCUUGUGUCGAGGGUGUGCAGAAGAAGCAGGGCGUGGAAGCCGAGGAGCAGGUGCCUCCUUGUUUGCUUCCAUCCCCGGUGUUGCUGGAUGAGGAUGCUUCCGGCAUCCCACCCCGAGCAUCCGCCCUCGCUUGUAAACACACCACAGAAUGCCGCAGUACAACUGGGAAGGACUGUGCUCAAGUUGGAAAACAUCUCAGCAAAGUUGAGAAGCAGCUCCUCGUAAAAGGAGCCGCGAAGGUGCUGCACGGCAAGUGGGAGACUAAUGGCAACUAUGCGACUAUCCAUCAUCCUUCCAGUAAUAUCCACAGCGAGGAGGGAGGCAAACUUGCAAAGAAGAGAAGACCGGUCAGUGUGGACACAUCCAAAGCCAAAACCUCUCUGGAGGCAGUGAAGAUGAGCAUCAAACAGUUGAAGUGGAAAGAGUUUCCGUCGGGACGACGAGCGCCGUGCGACAUCUACUGGCACGGCGUCUCCUUCCACGACAAUGACAACAUCGUGUCGGGCCAGGUGAACAAGUUCCCAGGAAUGGUGGAAAUGUCGCGCAAGAUCAACCUGAGCCGAUCGGUGCGGACUAUGCAAGAGCUGUUCCCAGAAGAGUACGACUUCUACCCGCAGUCCUGGAUCCUGCCCGAGGAGUACCAGCAGUUCUCCACACAGAUCCGCAUGGUGAAGGAGAAUGACGCCACGCUCAACCCCACCUUCAUCGUCAAGCCCGACAGCGGCUCUCAGGGCGACGGCAUCUACCUCAUCCGUGACCCCGCUGAGCUGCGGCUGUCGGAGGGCGCCCAGGCCAAGCAGGCGGUGGUGCAGGAGUACAUCCAGAAGCCGCUGCUCGUCGACAAGCUCAAGUUCGACAUCCGUCUCUACGUGCUGCUCAAGUCGCUGGAGCCGCUGGAGAUCUACAUCGCCAAGGAGGGCCUCACACGCUUUUGCACCGAGCCCUACCAGGAGCCGAGCCAGAAGAACCUGGGCCAGGUCUUCAUGCACCUGACCAACUACUCCCUCAACGUCCACAGCGGCAACUUUGUCCACUCGGACAGUCAGAGCACAGGCAGCAAGCGCACGCUCUCCAGCGUGCUUCACCGGCUGGCUGCCAAGGGCGUGGACAUCAAGCGUGUGUGGUCGGACAUCAUCGCUCUGGUCAUCAAGACCAUCAUCGCCGUGGUGCCUGAACUGAAAGUUUACUAUCAGGCUGACAUCCCGCCUGGGAAGCCUGGACCCACAUGCUUCCAGAUCUUGGGUUUUGACAUCCUCCUGAUGAAGAACCUGAAACCUGUUCUGCUGGAAGUCAACUCCAACCCCAGCAUGAGAAUAGAGCACGAGCAGGAGGUGGCGCCAGGAGUCUUUGAAUGCGUCAACAGUCCAGUCGAUGAGGAGGUCAAAGUGGGCGUGAUCAGGGACACUCUGCGCCUGGUGGACCCCGGCCUCAAGAAAACCUCCACUUCCCAAGUGAAGGCCGGUGGGGAGGAGGCGCCCGUUGAGGCCCGGGACAGGAAUCAGCAGGAAGGUGGCACCAUGCCCUCGCCGUGUCUCAAGCAGGUCUAUCCAAAGUACAACCGGCAGUUCAACUACCUGCGACUGGUGGAGCGGAUCGCCGCCCUCUUCAUCCGCUUCCUGGGCGUCAAGGGCAACAUGCGCCUGGGCCCCACAGCGUUCCGAACGUUCAUCAGGAACUGUAAGCUCAGCAGCAGCAACUUCACCAUGGCCUCCGUGGACAUCCUGUACAUCGACAUCGCACGCCGCUGGUCCGGAGCUUUGCCGGACUCUCGAGAGGCAGGUAUGGGACUGCAGGCCUUCGUGGAGGCCUUCCUCAACCUGGCGGCGCGCAGGUUCAAAUCCCAGUCGUCGCGGGAGCAGGCGCUGUCGCUGCUAGAGCUCUGCGAGGCUCAGCUGGAGUCCCAGCCGGGUGCGGAGGAGCGUCGCUCGGUCAGCUGCGGCAGGUCGGCCUCGCGGGGCGUCAAGAACCCGAGCCCCGCCAACCCCAGGCUGGUCUCGCCGACCCCCCUGCGUAGGGCAUCCAGCCAGGACUACCGGCUGAAUGCAAGACUCAAGCCUCGCACGCUCAGGGCCAACGUGGAGAACUGAGGCAGCAAGCCAUGACGCUGGCAAGCGUUUAUGUGUGAGUCGAGGCGCGAGGGAGGGGGAGAAUGGACACUAAAGGUUUGUCAGCAGUGAUGGAGUGAGGAGGCGCGAGGAGGUUGGUGCUCUUCUGUCGCCGUUUUCAGCAAAUAUGUGCUAUGGACUUUUUAAUUUAUUUGCAGAUCCUACGUGGCAGCUCUUUGCUUGCCUUCACCUUUGCCUGGCAACUCAUAUUGUGGCUGCAUUCAACUCCUGCUGACACGAGGACACACGGUACAUUGUUGUUCUUAUUAUUACUGACCUCUUGAUUGAUUUUGCACUAAGAGACAUUUUGCACAGAAAUGCAUGCGAGCCAGCGUGUGUUUCAAUGAACAUUUCUUUUUGAAGCCCAUCACUGGCGAGCUACACGAACUCGCAUUCAACACUACGAGCAUGUUGCAGGUAGAACACACACAUGCACAACUAACGAGGGGACACUUGACUUCGCCAUUUUACAAAGCUAUUGUAUGUCCAUGAAAACCUGCUGAUGUAUGGUAAAAAGUUCUACAGUGGAACCUUGGUUAGCGUCAUGAAUUCGUUCCAGAAGGUCCGAGUCAAACAAAGAAAUGCUAACUGAAUUCAUUUUUUACCUCAUAAAAAAUCAUGUAACUCCAA
This is a messenger RNA of Dunckerocampus dactyliophorus (ringed pipefish), 3412 nucleotides long. It is a transcript of the gene ttll11, whose product is annotated as tubulin tyrosine ligase-like family, member 11. NCBI's taxonomy places the organism in Eukaryota, Metazoa, Chordata, Actinopteri, Syngnathiformes, Syngnathidae. Gene Ontology annotation, biological process: microtubule cytoskeleton organization; protein polyglutamylation. Gene Ontology annotation, cellular component: cilium. Bases 632 to 2764 code for a protein of 710 amino acids. The transcript is spliced from 10 exons. Gene Ontology annotation, molecular function: tubulin-glutamic acid ligase activity; tubulin binding. The record is from RefSeq and is a predicted model, not a curated record.